AUGGCAUCUUCAGGCUCAGCAGGACAGUCCGGCUUCAGGCUCGGGCGUGGGAAGAAAAACCCUGGAGUGAUGGAUCAGAUUGGAAAAUUCUUCGGAGGAGAUAAGAAGCGGAAGAGCAAGGGCUCUUUCCGUGGUGCUCUCUCUGUUUCCCCUCAGAGGUCAAGUCACUCAUCUCCUCGUCGCCGCACUGGUGGCGACAAUGCUGUCGUUCACUUCUUCAGAUCUAUCGUGUCUCCUGCUCCUAAAAAAUCUAGGUGGCAUUCUUUCACAUCUAAACUAGGCAUGGGGGAUCAGAAGGGACAUGGCUCAGUGAAGGCGCAAAAAGGGCGUGCAGGAGACGGACAGGGCACGCUGACCCGCAUCUUCAAAAUGGGAGGAACCAGAGCAGCAUCUCCGGCCAAACGCUGAGUUCCAGCUCUUUUAUUAUUCUCCAUUAAAAAUGAUGACCCUGAACGGAGAGAAAGAAAAGAAGACGGAAGCUUUUUAUUUCUCCACUUACACCUUUUUCUUGUUGGUGUCUCCUGCACUAACCUGAACAAGAUCAUGCUUGUCCUCUCUGUUGGUUCAUAUAUUUAUUUAUGUCUAUUUCUCUGUUCAUUGAGUUCAGCGUGGUCAGAUCCUCCGCUACCGUCCCUUGGUAUGUCUCUCCCUGUCUUUUGAGUUUUUGGAGAACAUGAGGCACUGAGAACCUUUUGAGGAAAGCUUUCUGAUUAGGAUUAGAAACUAACAAUUAGGGCAUUAUAUCGCUGAGGAUAAAAUUAUGACUGGUUUAAUAAGUUUAUUCUUGUUAUAUUGUCAGAUUGUGAAAUUAUUAGCUAAUUGCAAAGGCUUGUUUAAUACACAGUGAGCUAGCUAGCUAGUCUAGCUCAUCAUGGUAGCUAGGACUUUCUAGUUACAGAUGAGCUAACUUAGCAUGCAAGCUGAGUGUCAAAAAAUCUUGCUAAGUCACAUGAUGACAAAAAAUUACCUCAAAAGGUUGUAGUGCAUCAUUUAUAUUACUGAAUAUUAGUCUUGUGGCACUGUCUUUGUCUCAGGAGUCAAUGUGGCUAGCAUUUGGCAUUUAACAGCUUAUUUAUCUUAUGUAGUUUCUUCAUAGCUUCGUGCAGUCUCGUCUCAAACUCGCUCUUCCUUACUGUGUCAGUGGAUCUGACUGCAAAUUGUAGCGCUAAAAAGUGCAAAGUAACAGAAAUGUCGUCUCUUGUUGAUUUUCAGUCACAGGGUUUCUAAACUUUUGUUCAUGUUUAGUCACUGCAUCUGCCAUUCUCUCUCUCUCUGUCUCUCUCUGUCUCUCUCUCUCUGUCUCUCUCUCUGUCUCGCACCUCUUUGGCCUUCAACUACUUCUUUAAGCUUUACAAAUAAAACCAACCCCCAAAUAAGACAUGGACACAGCUAGCAUAAAAAAGCCAUAGAUACAGUAUUAUGCAUGUGUUUGUCAGUUAGACUGCUAAUGGAGUGAAGGGAAUCAUUAAAAUGCAAAUAAAGGAGACAUAUAUGUGUCA
This is a messenger RNA of Neoarius graeffei (lesser salmon catfish), 1499 nucleotides long. RefSeq names its product myelin basic protein-like. Lineage: Eukaryota; Metazoa; Chordata; Actinopteri; Siluriformes; Ariidae. Bases 1 to 408 code for a protein of 135 amino acids. The transcript is spliced from 6 exons. Gene Ontology annotation, biological process: myelination. Gene Ontology annotation, cellular component: cell periphery; compact myelin; internode region of axon. Gene Ontology annotation, molecular function: structural constituent of myelin sheath. The record is from RefSeq and is a predicted model, not a curated record.